Molecule: messenger RNA, 1464 nt
Organism: Scylla paramamosain (green mud crab)
Lineage: Eukaryota; Metazoa; Arthropoda; Malacostraca; Decapoda; Portunidae
Exons: 5
Coding region: 227-1369 (380 amino acids)
Biological process (GO): nuclear mRNA surveillance; U1 snRNA 3'-end processing; U4 snRNA 3'-end processing
Cellular component (GO): cytoplasmic exosome (RNase complex); nuclear exosome (RNase complex)
Molecular function (GO): mRNA 3'-UTR AU-rich region binding
Source: RefSeq, a predicted model, not a curated record
UAGUAUUUGUUUAUAGAAUUGUGUAAAGUACCAAAAGCAAGAUGCGCCUCACAUGUUUUUGUUAUUGUUUACAUGCGGCGAGGAGCAACGAGGCAGGUUGGUGGUGGCUGAGGUGUAUUGCAGUAAUUGAAGAAACAAGGAUAAAAAUAACAGCAGAAACUCCAGAAACAUGAGAGAAAGUUCCUCUAAGCACAUGUGAGAAGACCCUCGCUGGUAUGUUCCAUCUAUGCAGGUCUUCGCUAUGAUCACAGAAAAUUUAUGGAAGUGCGGGAUAAUCACUCUCAACUUUGGCAAGGACUAUGGCUCCUGCACUGCCACCCUUGGAGAGACCAGAGUGUUGGCACAGGUGACAUGUGAGGUAGUGGAGCCUCGUCCCUCAAGGCCAAAUGAAGGAAAGCUCUCCGUAGCAGUGCACCUUUCCCCCAUGGCAGCACCACAUCUGGAGCCAGGCCGCACUAAUGACGUGGUGGAUGAGCUACAGCAGAUUCUUGACCGCAACAUUAAAGAGUCUCGUUGCCUUGAUCUGGAGUCUCUCUGCAUCCAGGCAGAGGAGAGUGUGUGGCAGCUGCGUCUGGAUGUGACUGUCCUCAACCAUGCUGGCAACCUUGGAGAUGCAUGCAACUUGGCAUCUGUGGCGGCACUGCGACACUUUCAUCGGCCAGAUGUAACAGUGGAGGCAGAUGGGCGGGUAACAGUUCACACCCUGGAGGAGCGUCAGCCGGUGCCCACCUUCAUGAGGAAAGUACCAGUCUGCCUCACAUAUGCCUUCUUCAUGGAGGGUGAGAAGUGUCACGUGGUGAUGGACCCCACUGAACAGGAGGAGAGGGUGAUGUGUGGCAGAUUAGUGGUGGGACUCAAUCCUCAUGGGGAAAUCACCUCACUGUUGUUCCCUGGGAGAGUGGUGAUGGAGAAGCAGACUCUUCUCUCUUGUAUCCGUAAAGCAUUUUCCAAGGCCAAGUCUGUGGCUGAGUCUGUACAGCAAGCCGUUGAUGAUGAUCUAGCCAAGCGUAAAGCUGCCUUCAUUAAGCCUAGUGGAUUUGUGGUCAAAAGCUUGAGGUCAGACCCUGGCUACAACCGCUGGCUAGUUGAUCAGAGAGUGAGUCAGAAGAGGCUGAAAGUGGAGGAGAAUGAAGUUCCCAUGGAGGAAGAAAUGUCAGACUCUCUUGAAGAAUCCAUGAAGCAGCCCAGAAGCACUGAGGACAGUGACCAUAAGCCACAGAUGACUCCGUCAGGUAAAAGCCCACAUAUGGAGAUGGACAGUGAUAUGGCUGAUGGUACUGAGGAAGAAGAUGAUAAUGAUGAUGAUGAUGAUGGUGAUGAAGAAGAAGAAGAGGUUCAGAGCAAACUUACUGCAAAAGAUUUACUCUGAGGCAGUAAGCCAGGUUAUCACUGAUUAUUUGAAAAGACAAGAAUAUAUGUACAUUUGUUAUUGCACACAUCAUUAAUAAAAAGUUGAGCUUUACA